GUAGCUUCAAGUUCCGAUUUAUUUAGCCUCGACCACCAACCUCCGCGAGAUAACAUGGAUGCUGCGACGGAUCAAUCGAUCUUGCGGCACGAGGUGUCGGAAGUGUCGUUCGGUUUCUACAGCGACGAUGAGAUCCGAGAUUUGUCUGUGAAGCAGAUCACCAGUCGCAUUUCGUUUGAUACACUCAAGAACCCCGUGCUCGGCGGUCUGUAUGACCCUGCGCUCGGUCCGGUGGACUUUAACAUGAUCUGCCCGACGUGUCACUUGACGCAAAAGGAGUGCCCGGGUCAUCUGGGCCACAUUGAACUGCCCGUGCCCGUGUACUCGCCGGUGCUGUUCACGACGCUGAUCAACAUUCUCAAGCGCAAGUGCUUGAGUUGCCACAAGUUUCGUCGGUCGUCGGCCAACUCGCGCGUUUUCCGCGUGCGUAUACUUCUCCUGGACAAUGGCUACGUGGAGGAAGCAGCGUCGCUGUUGCAGCUGCUGGACCAAAAGGACGGCAACUUUGACGAGAGCUCCACCCAGACUGUGCAGCGCCAGCAGGCGAUUCUGGACGAGUUCGAGCGGCUCGCGCUGUCUGGGUCGUCGAAAUCGCUGCCUCGUAACGCGCGCAGCGUCGAAGUCGAACGCGACGGGAUCAUCGCGUCGUUCCUUAAAGGCAUGACCAACAAGUGCGAAAACUGCGAGGCACAUUCGCCGUCGCUGCGGCAAGACUCAAACGCGAAAAUCUUCUUGAAACCGCUCAGUCUUCGAUCGAUCAAGCACAACCAGAGCCGCGCCGUGCGGCUGAGCUCGGCCUUUGAUUCGUUGUCGAAAUUCAGCACCAAGGGGGGGGGCAGCAACACCAACGAUAACGACGACGACUCGGACGACGAAGGCAUUAUCGACUCGGACGAUGAAGACGGCGACAAGGUAACGACGGCGGAUCACCAAGGCGGAGCCAAUCAGUACCUGGCCCCGUUGGAAGUGAUGUCGCAGAUUCAGUUGCUUUGGAAGCAUGAAGAAGGGUUGCUGGAGCUCAUGUGGGGCAACCGGUUGGUCGCCAACGGCCGCAGCCCCGACUCUGCCGCCCCUCUGGACGGCUGGCGCAAGUUUUUCCUGCAGGUGAUCCCAGUCGCGCCGUCGCGCUUUCGUCCGCCCGUGAUCAUGGGCGACUCACUGUUUGAACAUGCGCAAAACAUUUACCUUGCCAAGAUCAUUACGCUCAGCGAUCAACUCGUGAAUGUAUCGGGCAUGCGCCGCGGCGCCACCACCAACGACGCCACCAGUGAUACCAACUCGGGCGUCGACUUGUCGGAGAAAAUCUACCUCUGGACCGAACUCCAGACCCAAGUCAACUGUUUGAUCGACAGCUCCAAGGCCAAACGCCCGGACGAAGUGCCCCAAGGUAUCAAGCAGCUGAUUGAGAAGAAGGAAGGGCUGUUCCGCAAACACAUGAUGGGGAAGCGCGUCAACUACGCCGCCCGCUCCGUCAUCUCCCCCGAUCCGUACAUCAGCACGAGUGAAAUUGGGGUGCCGUUGAAGUUUGCGAAAACGCUCACGUUGCCCCAAGCUGUGACACCGUGGAACGUCGAAGAGAUGCGCCAGCUGGUUGAAAAUGGCCCCGACAUCCACCCCGGCGCCAACUUUGUCGAAAACGAGCGAGGCCAACUGAUCGAUUUGAGCAAACGAACGCACCACCAGCGUGUAGCGAUCGGCAAGACGCUCUUGACCCGAUCGGCGUCGGCGCAUGGAGCCCACCAGGAGCACAAAGUGAAGCGCGUAUGGCGCCAUUUGCACUCGGGGGAUGUGGUGCUAAUGAACCGCCAGCCGACAUUGCACAAGCCAAGUAUGAUGGCGCACGUCACCCGUGUUUUGACCAACCCUGCCAUGCAAACCAUCCGCAUGCAUUACGCCAACUGCAACACGUACAAUGCCGAUUUCGACGGCGACGAGAUGAACAUGCAUUUCCCGCAAAACGAGCUAGCCCGGGCCGAAGCCUAUACGAUUGCCAACAACGACAACCAGUACAUUGUCCCGACCGAUGGCUCCCCCCUCCGAGGGCUCAUUCAAGAUCACGUCGACUCUGGUGUCAAGCUCACCCAGCGUGACACGUUCUUGACCAAGGAAAUGUACAUCCAGCUCGUUUACAGCGCAUGGGCGUGUAUGGAUCACGAGCGCGGCGCGGAAAUCGUCGUGUUGCCCCCUACGAUUUGGAAGCCGACGCCGCUGUGGACUGGCAAGCAAGUCAUGUCGACGAUUUUGAACCUGCUCACGGCGGGUAAACCCAAACUGAACCUGAACGCCAAGGCCAAAAUCAAGGCCGACUUGUACGGCCCCCAGAACGCCGAGCACGUGGUCGUGUUUCGCGACGGCGAGUUGCUCCAGGGGGUGUUGGACAAGGGUCAAUUUGGGGCUACCGAGUUUGGGUGGGUGCACGCCGUGUACGAACUGUACGGUAGCGGCACCGCCGCUAAGCUGCUCACAGCGCUGGGGCGGGUACUCACGUGCUACCUCCAAUACGCCGGACAUACGUGUGCAUUGGAAGACUUGACAUUGACCGAGGCGGCAGAAGCCGAGCGCCGUCGCCUCGUACAGCAUGCCGUCGUGCACGGUGAAAUCGCAUAUUCAGAGUUUGCCGGAUUGACGGACGUAGCGGCGGCGCGCAAGGCCGAGGCUGACGCCAAACACGACUCGGUCCGGCUCAUGAACGACGACGAGCGCGCCCAAAUCCGCGACACGAUGCAGAAAAAAAUGGCCGAAGACUUGGACCAAACAUCGGCGGGGCUGGAUUCGCACAUGAUGGGGUUUGUGCACGGAUCGAGCUCGGAUAUUAUCAAGGCGUGCCUACCCCACGGCCAAAAUAAAUCAUUUCCAGCCAACUGCUUUAGUCUCAUGGUGCUCACGGGGGCCAAGGGAAGCAUGGUCAACCACUCGCAGAUCUCGUGUGGGUUGGGCCAGCAGGCGCUCGAAGGGCGCCGCGUGCCCGUGCUCGUGAGCGGCAAGUCACUCCCGUCAUUUGAAGCGUAUGAUCCGAACCCUCGUGCCGGCGGGUAUAUUACCGACCGAUUCUUGACGGGGUUGCGGCCGCAAGAGUACUACCAUCAUUGCAUGGCGGGGCGCGAAGGGUUGGUGGACACGGCCGUGAAAACCAGUCGGUCGGGGUACCUCCAGCGAUGUUUAAUCAAACAUUUGGAGGAUUUGCAUGUCGGGUAUGACCACACGGUGCGCAACGGCGAAGGCACGGUGGUGCAGUUUUUGUACGGCGAAGAUGGCAUCGACCCGAUGCAAGCCGCCUUCUUGAGCGGCAAACCCGACCAGCUGUCGUUCCUGGCUAUGAACCAUGCUUCGCUCACACACAAGUUUGGCAUCUCGGGCGAAUUCCUCGAAAAUUCGGGCCUGGAUCUCGUAGAGCCAGCCCAUGUCCACCAACGCAUCAAGGACGCCAAGCGCUACGGGUACGACCGCGUGAGCGCGUCCGUGGGGCUGGAAAUGCACUCGAUGAAGGCGGGCCUGACGAUCCAAGCUCGGCGGCUCAAGGCCGGGGCGUCCAAGUGGAAGAAGGGCUCGUUCGAGCUGGGCUGGCACACCGCCGUGAUUGAACAUGUCGACACGACGGGCGAGUACCCUGUCUAUGACAUUCUGUACGUGGACACGGGCAUGACGGCGUACAAGGUGCCGCAGUACAAGCGGUUCAAGGCGAGUGAAACCAUCACGCCCGAGCUAUCGUACCUGAGCGGCACGGUGCAGCUGCUGCGCCCCAUCGUGCCAGAUCCGGUCAUGCACCAGCUGCCGCUGAACGCGCACAUUGGGGUUAUUUCCGAGAAGACCCAGCUCGAGAUUGAAUCGUACGCCAAGACCAACCCCGCGGGCCUUCUCGAGUCUAAAAAAACAAAGGCGUUGCCCGUGGAAGCGCAGUCGCCCAUGAUGCUAUCGCCGUUGGGGUUUCGCCUCAUGGUGUGGGUCAAAUAUAUGCGGUCACUGUGUCAACCGGGCGAGAACGUUGGCACGAUUUGUGCACAAAGUAUUGGGGAACCGUCGACGCAGAUGACACUCAACACGUUCCACUUGGCCGGGCACGGCGCCGCCAACGUCACGCUCGGGAUUCCGCGACUGCGUGAAAUCAUCAUGACUGCGAGUCAAAAGAUGUCGACGCCCAUGAUGACAGUGCCGUUGCUGGCGACCACGUCCCCCGCGGCGGCGCAACAGGUCGAGCAACGCCUGAACCAAGUGCCCUUAUCCGAACUCAUCCGGAACGUCAAGGGCAUCCGGGUGACGGACGAGUUCAAAGAAAGCGCGACGCGAGUGCUGUGGGUGCGCGAGUACACGAUCCGGCUAUCGUUUUUCAAAGCCAAGGCGAUUCGGUCGGCGUUUGGGAUUUCGAUGAAGGAGGUGCACCGCAGCUUUGGGCGCGUGUUCGUGUCGCGGUUGCUCACGUUGCUCAAGCAUGAGAUUCGAAAGAGCGGCGUGGCUCUUAGCGUGUCUCGCACAAUCGACAACGAUAUGGACAACGCCUCCCCGAGCCACGUUGGCCGAUUCAGCAAGCAAGGCAACGACGACAACGAGGACGACGAAGAAGCCCAAGGCACGAUGCGCUUUGGCGCUAAAAAGGAAGCAUCAGGGUACGGUGACAUGGACGACGAAGACCAGCAGAUCCUGGCGCAGCAACUUGACGACCAACCGGCAGUCGCCACACCCAGCGGCGGCUCGGAUACGGAAAACUCGAGCGAUGACGACGCCGACGACGCCGCGCCCCUCAAACCUGUUGCGGGGGAGCUCGACCCGGUUGCCGUGUCUGAAACUGUUCGCAAGAGUCCAUACUUUGCCGGCGCUGGCUUCAACUCGAAGGAGCAAUUCGGCGAACUCAAACUUCGGUUUCCUGCCAACUUCAAGACGCUGCUCUUGGUGCCGUUGAUUGAAAAGGUGGCCAACCAAGUGCUGGUUCGGUCGUGUCCAGGCAUUUCGCGCUGCUACCAAGUAAAACAGCGUUUCAACGGCUCCGACGUCGAAGAGCAGUGCAUUCAAACGGCGGGGCUCAACUUUCAAGCGAUCUGGGAACUGGACGACGUGCUCGAUGUGAACCGCCUCGCGACCAACGACAUUUACCAGGUGCUGCGACACUACGGCGUAGAAGCCACGCGCGCGUCCAUCUCCAAGCAAAUCCAAGACGUGUUUGGCGUGUAUGGCAUCUCGGUGGACCCGCGCCACUUGAACUUGCUCGCCGACUAUAUGACCCACCACGGCGACUACAUGCCCCUCAACCGAUCCGGCAUGAUGCGCAAAGGAUCGAGUUUCCAGCAGAUUACGUUUGAAACGUCCAUGAAGUUCCUCACGGCGGCGGCGACCGGCAAUUUGGCAGACGACAUGGACGGUCCGUCGGCGCGCCUCGUGCUGGGCCAACCCGUGAAGCUAGGCACUGGCAGUUUUUCGCUCUUGACCCCCAUCUCGCUCUAACGAGUCGGAACCUACAGUCGUAGACGCGGAAUACGAGUACGACUACAGCGAGGGCCACCACUACGAUGACUCUUUAUAUAAUCUAGAUUGUGUUUGACCUA
Messenger RNA from Aphanomyces astaci, 5534 nucleotides. RefSeq lists its product as hypothetical. The record is from RefSeq and is a predicted model, not a curated record. The coding region runs from base 55 to 5433 and encodes 1792 amino acids. Gene Ontology annotation, biological process: DNA-templated transcription. The transcript is spliced from 3 exons. Gene Ontology annotation, cellular component: RNA polymerase I complex. Gene Ontology annotation, molecular function: DNA-directed RNA polymerase activity; DNA binding. Lineage: Eukaryota; Oomycota; Saprolegniomycetes; Saprolegniales; Verrucalvaceae.